Messenger RNA from Linum tenue, 774 nucleotides. The record is from the annotation of a GenBank genome assembly. Lineage: Eukaryota; Viridiplantae; Streptophyta; Magnoliopsida; Malpighiales; Linaceae.
AUGGCAUCACAACUUCUCUACCUUAUCCUAGCUCUCCCCAUCAUUGUUCUCCUCCUGUUGCUUCAUCGUAAGCACAGGCAAACCCAAGGUUCUCAUCGCCUCCCACCUGGCCCUCCAGGUCUCCCGCUGAUAGGCAACUUGUUCGAUAUCGAUUCCUCGGCUCCUCAUCGCUCGUUGUGGCGGCUCUCUCGGGUAUAUGGAACCUUGAUGUCGUUGAAACUGGGCUGCACUCGAGUUCUCGUGGUUUCCUCGGCCAGAAUGGCCGAGGAAGUCAUGAAAACUCAGGACCUUGUGUUUUGCAGCAGACCGUCUCUUACUGGCCCGAACCAUCUCUCCUACGACCGUCGAGACAUAUCAUUUGGUCCCUAUAGUGCUUACUGGAGGGAGAUCAGGAAGAUAUGUGUCGUCCACCUCUUCAAUUCGAACAGGGUUCAGAGCUUCUCUCCGGUUAGAGAGGGCGAGGUUUCUCAGAUGACUGAGAGGAUAUCCAGAUCUUCACAUGGUUCCAACCCUUUGGACUUGUCCGAAGCCAUGUUGUCCGUGACAAGUAGAAUUAUUUGUCGGACCGCUUUCGGCACGAGUUUGGAGGGAAAUCAUGGAGUUGAUCUGAGGAGCAAACUUGAGUUGAUGCUUAGAGAAUCCGAGGCCAUGUUUACUAGCUUCUUUUUCUCGGACCAUUUUCCAUCUUUGGGAUUUCUCGAUAGAUUUACAGGUAUGAUGAGCCGGCUCGAGAAGAACUGUAAGGAACUGGACACUUUCUACCAAGAUAUCUGA